This is a messenger RNA of Schistocerca serialis cubense, 3303 nucleotides long. RefSeq lists its product as uncharacterized. Gene Ontology annotation, biological process: DNA integration. Bases 559 to 3303 code for a protein of 914 amino acids. Lineage: Eukaryota; Metazoa; Arthropoda; Insecta; Orthoptera; Acrididae. The transcript has 3 exons. The record is from RefSeq and is a predicted model, not a curated record. Gene Ontology annotation, molecular function: nucleic acid binding.
AAAACAUCUGGAACAAAACAAGCACGAUGGCGGAAAAUGGAGUUAUUCGAAUUUAUCUACCGAUGAAUCAGCAGACGCAGGCGUUAUUGGAUGCCCUUGGACAGCUCGUCCAGGGUCAACGUGCGCUGCACGCCGAUGCGGCCGCCGCCGCUUCACCGCUACCGCAGCCACAACCUGCCGUUGCACCGCCUUUUAGGCACUACGACCCGAACCACGAGUCCUGGCAAGAGUGGUCCCGCCAGUUUGCCUUCCACCUCGCUGCCUACAGAAUUCAAGGUAAUGAGCGGCAGCCGUUUUUGCUUUCUUGUGUCGGUGUGUCCACCUACCAUGUGAUAGUGAAAUUGUUUCCCCGACGAGACGUACAAACAACUGGGCAACCCUCCGUUGCGUUCCGCAAAUGGUAAGCUAACCACAUAUUCAGGACAGACAAUACCUGUGUUAGGACAGUGCAGCCUUCUUGCAACGUACAAGGGACAAACAAAACUUGUGUCAUUUUACGUUCUUCGUUCUUCUUCUGCAGUGAACUUGUUUGGCUUAGAUUUAUUUCAGUUGUUUAACAUGUCUAUUGUAAAUCAGGUCCUCUCAGUGAAUCAGACUGUGCCUUCAGACAGUGUUUCUCGCUUAUGUGACGAAUUUGCAGAUAUUUUUGCACCGGGCUUAGGUUGCGCUAAAAACUAUGAAGCACAUUUGGAACUGAAAGUAAACGCGCAACCGAAAUUUUUCAGAGCGCACAAUGUUCCCCACGCCUUGCGUGAUGAGGUCGCAAGAACAUUAAACGAUCUCGAAUCACAGGGUGUAAUUGAACGUGUGCAAGCUUCUCUCUGGGCCUCACCCUUAGUAAUUUUGCCAAAACCUUCUGGAAAAUUGAGACUUUGCGUGGACUUCAAGGCCACAGUGAAUCCCCAACUAGUGACUGCUACUUUUCCUUUGCCCCGCCCGGAAGACCUUUUUGCUAAACUGUGCCCGGGAAAAUAUUUUUCGAAGUUGGAUCUCGCCGAUGCGUACUUGCAAAUACCUGUGGACGCCGAAUCCCAGCGCGUAUUGGUAGUUAACACGCAUCUUGGAUUGUACAGGUUCAAAAGAGUGCCAUUCGGGUGUGCAUCCGCCCCUGCAUUGUUUCAGCAAUAUUUACAAACUAUUUGUGCGUCGGUCCCUACUGCAGCAAACUAUCUGGACGAUAUAGUGAUCUCCGGACAGACAGAAGAAGAUCAUCUUGCGAACUUACGAACAUUAUUUCAGGUCUUGCGACAAAAUGGUCUUCGCUUGAGGAAGGACAAAUGUGUGUUUUUUGCUCGUGACUUACCAUACCUGGGCCAUGUCAUCAAUGCCCAAGGCAUACAUCCGAGUCCAGAGCACCUCCGUGCCAUACAAGAUUUACCUUCCCCUUGCAAUGUGAAACAGCUACAGAGUGUGUUGGGUAAAAUUAACUAUUACAAUAAAUAUGUGCGCAAUGCCUCUUCCAUUUCAGCUCUGCUUCAUCGCUUACGCCGUAAAGGUGUUCCGUUCGUGUGGACGACGGAAUGCGAACGCGCCUUUCGCCAGUUGAAAUCGGCGUUGCUUUCUAAUACUUGUCUCACGCCUUUCGAUCCCCAGAAACCCCUUUUGUUGAUGGUAGAUGCAUCGGAUUUCGGGAUCGGUGCAGUGCUUGCGCACAAAGUUGGCUCCCAUGAUCGCCCUAUUGCCUUUGCGUCCAAAUUUCUCUCGUCUGCGCAAAGAAAUUACUCGCAGAUAGAGAAAGAAGCUUUGGCUCUCGUGUUUGGUGUUACUAAGUUCCAUGAUUUCUUGUAUGGUCGUCACUUCACCAUCAUCACAGACCACAAACCUUUAACAUCGCUUUUUCAUCCGACCAAGCCUGUACCUCCACGUACAGCGCAGAAAUUCAUUCGCUGGUCUAUUUUCCUCUCGCAGUACCGCUACGAUAUCUUGUAUCGGUCCACUGCUAAGCACGGAAACGCCGAUGCGUUGUCCCGUUUGCCUGUUGCUGAGGAUAAAGCAUUCGAUUCUUCCGAACUUGCUUGCAUGUUCAUUGAUUCGGAAACCGAUGAAGUGGUCGAAUCGUUUCCGAUUGAUUUUCGUCGUGUAGCUACAGCCACAGCUGCUGACCCUGUCCUUGCUACUGUUUUGCGUUUUGUUGCUACGCAAUGGCCUUUGUCAAAGUCUCGGAUCGAGGAUCCGUUGGUUCGCCGAUUUUUUGCUCACAAGGAGAGACUUUUUGUUCGACGUGGUGUUUUGUUGUUGCGUUCUGAUAAUGAUCAGUCCAGGGUCGUGGUCCCAGGUUCGUUACAGUCCUCUGUUUUACGGCUUCUUCACCAAGGACAUUGGGGUAUAGUGCGAACGAAACAACUUGCUCGUCAGCACUGUACUUGGUUCGGAAUCAAUGCUGCGAUUACGAAUAUGUGUUCUUCUUGCAUGGCGUGUGCCGAACAACAAUCCGCACCGCCGCGGAAAGUCUUUGUAUGGCCAAAAGCCACUUCCCCUUGGCAACGCUUGCACAUUGAUUUUGCUGGUCCAUUCUGGAAUGCUCGAUGGUUGGUUCUGGUCGAUGCCUUCAGUAACUUUCCUUUUGUUGUCCGGAUGUCUUCCACGACGUCCUCCGCCACCAUCCAAGCGUUGUCUGCUAUCUUUUGCAUAGAAGGUCUUCCGCAGACUAUUGUUUCCGACAAUGGCCCACAAUUCAUGUCCGCAGAAUUUCAGUCAUUCUGCCAGGCCAAUGGUAUUCAACAUCUGACAUCCGCGCCGUUUUCGCCUCAGUCCAACGGUGCCGCUGAACGAUUGGUCCGGACUUUCAAGUCACAGAUGUUGAAAUUGAAAGAGUCGCAUUCUCGGGAGGACGCACUGUUGCUCUUUUUGUCUUCGUAUCACUCUCAGCCCCGAGAUGGUCGCUCGCCGGCUGAGUUGCUCCACGGUCGUCCUCAUCGCACCUUGAUGUCCUUGCUGCAUCCGCCGCAUCAGGUUCCUGUGCAGCGGCAGACUCCUGCUUUUGCUCCAGGCGACGUUGUAUUUUAUCGCAACUAUCGCGGUUCACGGCGUUGGCUCGCAGGGCGCAUUCUUCGCUGCCUCGGCCGCGCGAUGUAUUUGGUUUUGGGGGCCUCUGGUGAGGUGCGUCGGCAUCUCAAUCAGCUGCGCCUCUGUCGUCGCACGGGUUCUGCCGCUCCCCGUCUGCUUUCAGCAACGGUGCCGUCCGGUCAGCGCCCUGGGGACCCAUCUACUGGCUCGCCUCAUCCCCAGGUGUUACCGACGAUGCCUUCCCAUUUGCCCCAUGGCGGCGCUACAUGUGUUUUAUCCAACACUAGUGAGUGCUAA